Macrosteles quadrilineatus (aster leafhopper) is the source of this 312-nucleotide messenger RNA. RefSeq lists its product as uncharacterized. The record is from RefSeq and is a predicted model, not a curated record. The transcript has 2 exons. The annotation marks the transcript as partial. NCBI's taxonomy places the organism in Eukaryota, Metazoa, Arthropoda, Insecta, Hemiptera, Cicadellidae.
CUAAGUCUGGAAGGCAACCAGCUGACUCAGAUCAGCCACGUCAGAUUACCCAGGAGCAACUCUGGAGUCAAGAUGUUCCUCAGUGGAAACCCUUGGCACUGCGCCUGUGAAAUGCUCAACUUCAUCGAACAUUACAACUACGCCAUCAGGGACAUUGAGUACAUCAGGUGUGCCUCCCCGAGGUGGCUGGAGGGACUACGCACGGCCUACCUCACCAAGGAGAUCCUCUCCUUAGACUCUGUCGACGGUGACUGCACACCCCAGACUCCUAGAGUCUCACAUCAUACCCUUGUACUCCACUAACAUCUCUUG